Ostrinia nubilalis (European corn borer) is the source of this 2794-nucleotide messenger RNA. RefSeq names its product adenylyl cyclase-associated protein 1 (gene capt). NCBI's taxonomy places the organism in Eukaryota, Metazoa, Arthropoda, Insecta, Lepidoptera, Crambidae. Gene Ontology annotation, molecular function: adenylate cyclase binding; actin binding. Gene Ontology annotation, cellular component: cytoplasm. The record is from RefSeq and is a predicted model, not a curated record. The transcript has 9 exons. The coding region runs from base 101 to 1690 and encodes 529 amino acids. Gene Ontology annotation, biological process: cytoskeleton organization; actin filament organization; cell morphogenesis.
AGUGUGAUGUUAGUGUCAUAAGAAACCGGUAAAGUGCACAUAUUUUGCGAGAAAAAUAAAGUAUUUGCUGAAAAGAAAGUUUUCCAAUUUUCCAUUUAAUAUGGACGCGGUUGCACGUGCACGGGUUCUUAUUGAAAUGUUUGAGUCUCGUGCAAACUCAUCGGGUAGAGAGGGCGUGGCGAACGAGUCGACCGACGAGCCUGAUGAUAUUUUAGUUAACGAAGGCGAGCCUGCAGCUGCCACCUCAAGCCCGGCAGCGGAGCUCGAGGCUCUGAUCGAGCGCCUGGAGCGCGUCACCUCGCGCUUGGAGCGGCUGCCACACUUGCGCGCGCGCACCCCCACCCCCCCGCGCUCGCCCGCGCCUUCCCUCGCGUCCACGCCGCCGCCGCCGCUACCGGAGCCAGAACCAGAGGCGAUUGUUGACGCCAUGAGUGUCAACGGGUACCAGGAUAUAGUGCAGGGGCCACUCCGCACGUACAUCGAGCUGUCCCAGCAGAUCGGCGGGGAUGUUGCCACGCACGCCAACUUGGUCAACUCUGCCUUCCAGGCACAGUUACGUUACAUCCAGCAGGCAGCCUCUAGGGGCAAGCCGUCGCAAGCCGAAGAGAUGCAGCUGCUAGCUCCGACGAGCGAUCAGAUCUCUGCUAUCCAACAAUUCCGCGAGAAAAACCGCGCGUCCCAGUUUUUCAACCAUCUCUCCGCUAUAUCUGAGAGCAUUCCGGCGCUCGGGUGGGUGGCGAUAGCGCCCACCCCCGCGCCCUACGUGAAAGAGAUGAACGAUGCCGGCCAGUUCUACACCAACCGCGUGCUGAAGGAGUGGAAAGAGAAGGACAAGAGGCACGUGGAGUGGUGCCGCACCUGGGUGCAGCUGCUGUCCGAUCUCCAGGCCUACGUGAAACAGUACCACACCACCGGACUCGUAUGGUCUGGCAAAGGUGGGGCGCCCCCUCCGCCCCCGCCCGGCGGCAUGCCCCCGCCGCCGCCCGUGCUGCCCGAAGCUGACUUCUCCAACAUGACCGUGGAUGACCGCAGCGCGCUCUUCGCCGAGAUCAACCAGGGCGAGAACAUCACUAGCAGCCUGCGUAAAGUGACUGCCGACAUGCAAACCCAUAAGAACCCGCAGCUACGCCAGGGCCCGGCGCCCUUCAAGGCGGCGCCCCGCUCGGCGCCCGGCAAGCCCAUCCCGCAGCCCGGCGCCGGCACGCUGCCCGACAAGCCGCCCGUGUUCACGCGCGACGGCAAGAAGUGGCUCAUCGAAUACCAGAAAGGCAACCCCAACCUGGUGGUCGAGAACGCCGAUAUGAACAAUGUGGUAUACAUGUUCCGCUGCCGCGACUCGGCGCUGACGGUGCGCGGCAAGAUCAACGGCGUGGUCCUGGACUCGUGCACCAAGUGCGCGGUGGUGUUCGACAACCUGGUCUCCAGCAUCGAGUUCGUUAACUGCCAGUCUGUGCAGAUGCAGGUGUUGGGCAAAGUGCCCACGGUGUCCGUCGACAAGACGGACGGCUGCCAGAUCUACCUGUCGCCGGAGUCGCUCAACGUGGAGAUCGUCAGCUCCAAGUCCUCCGAGAUGAACGUGCUGGUACCACAGAGCAACGGCGAUUACAACGAGCACCCGAUCCCGGAACAAUUCAAAACGGUCCUGUCGGGCAACGGCCUCACCACCACCCCCGUGGAGAACAAGGGCUAAGCUCCCUCGCAGUCGGAACCGUGCCCGGGAACACCUUUUGCUUAUAGAUUAAUAUGUUUUAGCUUCGCAGACACCGGCUAUUCGUCUUUGUUUCUGAAACCUGUCUAUCCCAAAACAUAGACGGACAGCACUUGUCUCGAGCAGGCAAUACGAUCACGAACACCACGCAAAAAAUACGCUAAUAAUAUCCAUAACUCAAGCAUAAGUCAAACACAUGUGCAACUGUGUCGAAAACAUAGUCCGUGCUAGAUUGCGUGGAAUUUGCGAGCGUAUUGUGAUAGUAAUAAAUUCGAAACGAGGCGAGUCUCUCUUAAAUUAAUGAUAAUGAAAAUAUAUUUUGCACGGUCUAGUUCAAUAUUAGUUCACUUGCUGCGAUUCGCCUCGAGUAUCUAACGUUAAGCACAAAUUAUCAUUCGAUAACGGUAAGCAGUCAGUUCUCGGGUUCUCAUUAAUCGUUUUCAUCGUCAUCUCGAGUUCUGUCUUUAUUUCCUGCUCAUUUCGCUCGAUCGUAGGUAUUUAAAAAUAUAAUUCUAAUAUGACGUAGAUAUAACUACUAUAACUCAAGUAUUUACUGGCCUUUAAUGAUACUGUAUUGUAAAGAUGUUCCUUACAUUCACGUUUUUGAGAUUUUACUUUUGACAUUAUGCAGAAAUGAUAACGAUAGCUUGGAGUACCACAUGGUACGGGUUAGUUAAGUUAGAUGUAAGGCGUGUGAUUGUCUCGAUUUCGGAAAAUGAAUAUUUUUGCUUUCUCAACGCUCGCAUCACUUAGCCUGAUGCGACAGCUUCUCUCCCUAUCUCUUUCUGUACUCGCUGAGUAACUAAACAUUUCGUGCAACCUCAUGUCUAAAUAAUUAUUUAAGAAUAACAUUAUUUUUUUAUUUCUUUUAAAUAUCAUAAUUCAAUUGAAGUAUUAAUUAGUCAACGAUGUGAAUUAGUGUAAUUUGUAUUCCGUAAAUUAUGUUGUUUGUGACGUCUCUAAAUAAGCAUUCUUAUUAUUAUUUAUUUUAUUAUGCCAUCAUUAUUUGAACAAUAUAAUAUUGUAUUACGAAUUUGCAUUUUGUUAAUUUAUUUGUCGAGAUUAAACUAAUUUUUAAGUAUCAAA